This is a messenger RNA of Galendromus occidentalis (western predatory mite), 1550 nucleotides long. Its product is annotated as multiple inositol polyphosphate phosphatase 1. Gene Ontology annotation, molecular function: acid phosphatase activity; inositol phosphate phosphatase activity. The transcript is spliced from 11 exons. The record is from RefSeq and is a predicted model, not a curated record. Lineage: Eukaryota; Metazoa; Arthropoda; Arachnida; Mesostigmata; Phytoseiidae. The coding region runs from base 59 to 1384 and encodes 441 amino acids.
CGCCGAUGGCCAGAAGCGUAGACUUCUCGGUUUAUUUCUGCAUUCGGCGACGCCAAUCAUGGGUGCUACCGUCCUGACUCAAUGUGUUCUUCAGGGCAUAUGUGCUUGCCUCAGCUACGAUGCGAGUAGUGAAGCCUCGUGUUUCGGCCCAAUACCAUCGUAUCGGCACUUCGCCUCGCGAACAGACUACGGCUACGCCGUCGAGCCUCACGCUGCAGCCGCCGUCGUCCCCCUGUCGGUCCCAGAUGGCUGUCAACCUUCGCUCUUCUUCGCAUUCCAACGUCACACAAUUCGCUAUCCCAAAGUCAAGAACAUCAAUGAGUCGGAUGAGCUACUGCCUGAAAUCCAGAGGAAACUCGCCGAUAAAGACAACAAGGGUAAAUUGUGCGAGAGUGAUAUCCAGUCCAUCCUGAACUGGACCAAUCCAUUCACUCUCGGACACGACGCUCUGAUUACGGGCAGUGGCAGGAAGGUUGUCCGCGAACAAGUCAAGCGUCUACGGAAACGCUUCCCCAAUGUCUUCAAGAAUAGAACUUCUCUCGAAAAUGUAGUCAUGGACUUCAGUGAAAAAGGAAACCGCUCAUUCGAAACGGGCGAAAUAUUUCUUCGGGAAUGGUUCGGCGAUGCGAUUUAUGAGAAGGAGAUCGCCGAAAUUGUGAACAACCAGACGAACUUGCUGAACAACUUCAAGGACAGCUGUGAUGAAAUGCUCGCUGCAACGGGCUUCAUAGCAUCGACCCCUCAAGGAGAGGCUCUGAAGGACAGUAAACCUUACAAGAAGUUCAAGAGAACGAUCGAGAAAAGACUAGGUUUCGAUUUGAGGAAAAAACAGCUGAAGAUAAUCAUGACACAGUGCCGUUUCGAGAUGGUUUCCUUCAAUAGAUCGCCGUGGUGCGCCCUAUUCUCGGAUGAGGAUUUCCGGAUCCUCGAGCUGCUGGACGACGCGGAAUCUUUCGACGAAGAUUCGUAUGGAACACCACGUAACCAGAGAGUCGCUUGUCCAUUAGCAGCUGACAUGUUGGACUAUAUAAAGCAAUCUGCAGCGGCGAACACCACCGACAUCCACCCGAAGGUUGUACUGCACUUCAGCCAUUCCGGUGCACUGAAAAAGCUCGUCACUCUGUUUGGUAUCGGGCGGGAAUUCGAUCAAGACUGCUCGAAAAGAGCAUGGAGGCUAUCAAGUAUCUCGCCGUUCAACGCCAACUUCAAUGCCGUGUACUACAAAUGCCUGGGAGAGCAGAAGGACAAGGUUGCUGUUCUGCUCAACGAAAAGAUCAUGAAGCUUGAUGGUUGCGGUGGUGACUUGUGCGAUGCAACAGACUUCGUGGCUCUACUGGAAUCAAAGGCGAAGAAUUGUGACUUGAAGCAGAUCUGCUCAACCUGAUAAUCGAGACGAGCUCGAAGUCCGGAGCGAUCGUCGACGAACACCCGACGAUCAUGUGUCUCCAGACCGCUUCUUUUCUUCCCAUUAGAGGCUUUUCAUGUAUUACCUGAUUUAUUCUCGACAUGGUGAACUCAAAAUUAAAUUGUAAUCGGUGGUUCUUAAGGCA